GGAAGUAGAGACAACUUGCACAACAUAUGGUGCAGAGUGAGAAACGUUGUAGACGACCAGUCUGCAUCCUGGUUCAGUCCCUUGUUUCCAAAAGAUUAGAAGUUAAAGUCAAUACUUGUUGUUACCUAGCCUGGUGUUCAGCAUCAAGGGAUAAAGCAAGGAAGCAUAUGCUUGAAUCAAGUACAUAAUGUGUGUGAAGAUGUCACAAGUUGAGGAAACAUUUAACUUGUGUUGGUGAUUUAAUAGCCUGACAAAGAUGGCACAGCAUAGUGCUGAAAGUCUUCCUAUAGAUAUUCACUAUAACAAGCUGCUUGACUGGCUCAUCAGUCGGCGUCACUGCAGCAAGGAGUGGCAGGGUGCGACUGUCGCCAUCAGGGAGAAGAUCAACUCAGCCAUACAGGAUAUGCCAGAAGUGGAGGAGAUAUCGGCACUGCUUGAAGGAACUUAUAUCAACUAUUUCCAUUGUUUGACAAUCCUGGGACUUUUGAAGGAAACAGAAUCAGGAAAGAAGAAUAUCUUUGGUCAAUAUUCUUCCCAACGAAUGAAGGACUGGGCUGAAAUAGUGAAGCUGUUUGAAAAAGAUGGGGUAUAUCUUGGGGAGGUGGCACAGAUGAUAUCCCGGAAUGUUAAUUAUGAAAUUCCUGCGCUGAAGAAACAAAUAGCAAAAUGUCAACAAAUUCAGAAGGAUUGUACCAGGAAGGAGGCUGAUUACAGUAGCAACCAAUCAGAACUGAGGCGGAAGUAUGAUGCGUCCUGUAAACAGAUGGGGAUAGAGGGAAAGAAGAUAAAGUCAGAGUUAGCUGCCCUUGUUAGAGAUCUUCCCACAGAAUAUCAGAAAAUGGCAAAGACAACAAAGUCUCUUCAAUCGGCUGUAGAUUAUUAUCUAAACUUUGUAUCAUAUGUUAUGAAAAGCAACAAGUUUGAAUCUGAAUCCCUCCAGUUUCUGAAGUUUGUCGUAUCUCAUGGUGAUGUGACGACGUACCAGUGGCGUACAGGAAGUGCUCCUGACAGGGUUGAAGACACAAAUAUACAGAUUGACACAACUGAUGAACAGGAAGUUGUUGAGGAGGCAGGAGAUAUUGACUGGGGAGGCGAAGAAGAGCAGAUAGACUUUGGUGAUGAUAUAAACCUUGACAUCACUGACAUCACCGUGGAAAGCGGCGGAGCAGAAACUGAGCUCAAGGGGGAUGAUGAUAAUGGUAUUGACUACGGUGACUUGGUUGACGAAGGAGCUAAGGACGCCACAGUGGAUACUGCAGGUGAUGGUGUAGCAAGAGGGAAAGAUGCCCUGUCUGUUCUGGACAACCCUGACACAAGGAACGAAUUUAUCAACGACCUGUUAGAGUUGGAAGCCUUCCUCACUCAGAGGUUGUCAGACAUGGGGUCGGAGGAGGAUGUGUUAGCUGGGAGUCAGUUCCAGUCUGCGCCGUCUGCCAUACAGAUUGAUGCUUCCAAGGUCAAGGACAUGUUGAAUAAUGUCAAAGCCAUAUUGGAGAAGUUGACCUCUGUACAGAUGCAGCACCUGUUGUUGAUUAGGAAUUCUCCCAGAUAUGUGGAGAGACUGAAGGACUCGCUGAAGCAGACCCUCACCCUGGCGGACAAGAUGGUGUUCUAUGAGAAGGAGAUGGUUGUGAAGCGGAAGGAAGCGUUGGAGGAACAGGGUCAGCUGGAACCCAAACUGGACGUCCUGAUCAGCAAGACAAAGGUCAUGCAGAAACAGAUGGAAGGUGAGAUAUCGAAGAAGUACAAGGAUCGAUCGGUCAACAUCAUGGGAGAGAUUAACACGAUAUGAUGGAAGCUUUACAAUGUACAAUAUGGAGGGGAACAUUGCUGUGAAUGAAUGAACAUUGGUAGAGUAUGAAUGAACACACUGAUAAUACAACAGGAAUAGUCAUGGGAUUGCUGAUCCGCUGUGCCACCUUGAUACUCACUCUGUCAUCAGUGUCAUUAAGACACCAUACAGACUUGUGAGUGAGUGAGUGAGUGAGCUUACACUGUCAUCUCUGCUUUAAGACACCAUUCAGACUUGUGAGUGAGUGAGUGAGCUUACACUGUGAUCUCUGCUUUAAGUCACUGUACAGACUUGUGAGUGAGUGAGUGAGCUUACACUGUCAUCUCUGCUUUAAGACACCAUACAGACUUGUGAGUGAGUGAGCUUACACUGUCAUCUCUGCUCUAAGACACCGUACAGACUUGUGAGUGAGUGAGCUCACACUGUCAUCUCUGCUUUAAGACACCAUACAGACUUUGCAACUUACCCAAGUUCAUUGUGCCACAAAUGUAACAUUAGGCUUCUCCUGGUCUCACUUUGGGAGGGGAAUCUUUGAUUAUGUUAAAAACUAGGUAUUCAGAGCGGUUACUCUGUCUAAGGUGUAUCACAUUCCUCAGACAUUAAGAGGGAUAGUUGGGUAGUCUAGUGGUCAAAGUGUUUGCUUGUUGUGCUGAAGACCCAGGUUGGAUUCCCUACAUGGGUGUGGAGCCCAUUUCUGGUGUCCCAACCAUGAUUUGUGGAAUAUUGCUAAUAAUGGCAUAAAACUAUACUCACUCACUCACUCACUUCACUACAGCAUUAGUAAGACAACGUCAUAUUACUGUAACACUGACUCGCUCUUAACCUUUAUUCCAUCCAUAUUUCACAGCUGACUUCUGCUUUCAUUUGUGUGCGUGAGGAAUGAACAGCAUUCAAUAUACAGGGUUCCAACUGAUCAACAUUGUGCCGCACUUGAUCUGUAUAUAUUUUGCGACAUCUUGACAGCAGAUUUGUACAGCAGGAGAUAUCAACCGAGGUUAAAACUUUAUUCACUAUGCUUCAUGACUGAAUUGUCUCUAUUGUGUGGAGCACAGGUAUUUAUACUGAUCACAAUAACUGGAGAAUCACUGAAAAAAAUAAUUAUGGUACCAAAUGUUUUUUGUUCUGGAAAUUUGUCAGAACUCUUGAAGAAUCAUGACAUUUGAUUGUGUAUACUUUUAUGAUAAUAGAAGCUGUUAUUUAUUGUUCUGUUGUAUUCAUAGUUACCUGUAAAUAAUGGAAACAAGGCAUUAAAAUAUUGAUUGAGAA
Molecule: messenger RNA, 3058 nt
Organism: Haliotis rubra (blacklip abalone)
Lineage: Eukaryota; Metazoa; Mollusca; Gastropoda; Lepetellida; Haliotidae
Product: CDK5 regulatory subunit-associated protein 3-like
Exons: 16
Coding region: 257-1792 (511 amino acids)
Biological process (GO): regulation of cyclin-dependent protein serine/threonine kinase activity; regulation of mitotic cell cycle
Cellular component (GO): endomembrane system
Source: RefSeq, a predicted model, not a curated record